Tachyglossus aculeatus (Australian echidna) is the source of this 428-nucleotide messenger RNA. It is a transcript of the gene RPS21, whose product is annotated as ribosomal protein S21. The transcript is spliced from 6 exons. Gene Ontology annotation, biological process: translation; endonucleolytic cleavage to generate mature 3'-end of SSU-rRNA from (SSU-rRNA, 5.8S rRNA, LSU-rRNA); endonucleolytic cleavage in ITS1 to separate SSU-rRNA from 5.8S rRNA and LSU-rRNA from tricistronic rRNA transcript (SSU-rRNA, 5.8S rRNA, LSU-rRNA). Gene Ontology annotation, molecular function: structural constituent of ribosome. The coding region runs from base 110 to 361 and encodes 83 amino acids. NCBI's taxonomy places the organism in Eukaryota, Metazoa, Chordata, Mammalia, Monotremata, Tachyglossidae. Gene Ontology annotation, cellular component: ribosome; cytosolic small ribosomal subunit. The record is from RefSeq and is a predicted model, not a curated record.
UCGACGGCCAUUGCUGCGGCACCAUCGGCACCAGGUGGGAGGCCCAGGCCGACGCCGACGCCUUCCCUCCCCGACCCACCGUUGGGCACCCCCCAGCCCGAAGCCCAAGAUGCAGAACGACGCCGGUGAGUUCGUGGACCUGUACGUCCCGCGGAAAUGCUCUGCCAGCAAUAGGAUAAUCGGAGCUAAGGACCAUGCAUCCAUCCAGAUCAACGUAGCUGAGGUUGAUAAGGUCACGGGCAGGUUCAACAGUCAGUUCAAAACUUAUGCCAUCUGUGGAGCUAUUCGUAGAAUGGGUGAAUCAGAUGACUCUAUCCUCCGGCUGGCCAAGAAUGAUGGCAUUGUUUCUAAGAACUUCUAACUGAAGAGAAUUUUUAAUGUGGAUCCCUUGUCACAAAAUAAAAUGACAAAAAAACUUCAUUGGUUCA